UCGUCGCAGAUUUGAUUUCCACAGAGUGUUCAACAGAGUGAUCAUUCGGCCAAUCGUUCACCACAUGAUGACUAAGAUUGCUGCCAUUUCCCUGUGUCUAGCUGCCAUGCUAGUAGCGGUGGAAUGUUCUUCCACUAGCGAGUGUCCAACGCCCUCGACGGUGGCGACCUGUGCACCCAAGUGUUCGACCGAUCAGGAUUGCUCGUCGAUCCGUGGCAAGUGCUGCGCCAACAGUUGUAAUCACAAGUCGUGCAUUGAGUAUACCAAGCUGGCAAAUGCCGAUAAGUUUUCUUCUGAUGCGGCCGGCACCUUUUGCGGUAACAUCAAGUGCAGUCCGUACGAGAAAUGCGAAAUCGAUCGAGCCACUAAGCGCCAAAAGUGUGUCCGUGCCUAGGAUGCUGAGAAUUCGGAUGAUUUUGUAAU
This is a messenger RNA of Anopheles aquasalis, 423 nucleotides long. Its product is annotated as waprin-Rha1-like. The record is from RefSeq and is a predicted model, not a curated record. NCBI's taxonomy places the organism in Eukaryota, Metazoa, Arthropoda, Insecta, Diptera, Culicidae. Gene Ontology annotation, cellular component: extracellular region. Gene Ontology annotation, molecular function: peptidase inhibitor activity.